UAUAGACCAGGAAGUAAAUUACCUGACAGGUAGAUAACACAGGUGGGUGAAUCAUGUGACCAAAGUACAAAAAACUGUCAGCCAUUACUGUCUUACAUCAGAGUCACAAAUUUGAUCAUGGACCCCCGUACCAGUGCCCAGGACGUGAUGCGAUGUGACCUGUGUGAAACCGCUGUGGUAGAGAUGCACUGUGAUACAUGUCUUGUCAACCUGUGUAAGGCCUGUGUGGGAGAACACAUCUCAACAGAUGAAUCCAAGGACCACAAAGUUGUCAAAUUUCAGGCCAGGAAAUCUACCCCCCUCUACCCUGGAUGUAAAUCUCAUUCCAAAGACCAAAGUACAAUGUACUGCAACCAAUGUGACAUUCCUGUCUGCCCUAAGUGCAUUGCAUCUGAUCAACAUCUAGGUCAUAAAUUAUCAGAAAUCUUACAAGUUGUGGAUGAAAGAAAGAAUAAAAUUGUCAAUGAACAAAAUGAACUAAAUAAUAUGAUUUAUCCAACCUACCAGGACAUUGCCUCUGAUAUACAAAACAGAAUGAGUCAGUUAGAAAAGGAAUAUGGAGAUCUCUCAACAGCCAUAACAAAACAUGGAGAGGACUGGCACAGAGAAAUUGACAAACUUGUCCAGAAACUGAAAGCUGAAGUUGAUGAGAUGAAAAACACACAGUUACAAACUCUACAGAAACAUCUGGAUGAAAUAAACAAGACAAUGUCUGACAUCAAAGAUGAAAUCGAUUCAAUUGAUCUUGCUGAGGAUUCUAAUAACAUUUCAAAACUCUUCAGUAUUACUCUCAAUGUAGACAGACAUAGAAAUCUUCCAGACAAAAUAACACCAUCUCCACUUAAAUUCAAUCCAGAAAAAAUCCAAGAACUUAGUAAACUGUUUGGCACCUUAUCAUCAAGUUCUUUAACUUCAGAUAAACAUGGCUACAGCAUGAAGACAACACAGAAAUCACCAGAAGCUGGAUCCUCUCCUCCAGUCAAACAGCUGCUUGAUGAACCAGAGACUGUCACCACCAUAGACACUGGGUAUCAAUAUUACCUUUACAAUGUGGCCUGUCUGAGUGAUGAAGAAAUAUGGACAAGUGGAGAUGACAGAACCAUGAAACUCUACAGCAUAAAUCAGGGAUCACUAUUCACAAUCAAGAGAAUUUUUAAUUUACAUGGAUCUCUACUCAAGUCAAUCACAACCAAGUCAGAGAAAAGACCAUCUGACAUAGCAGUGACAAAAAGUGGAGAUCUAACUUAUACUGAUGACAUUGAUAGAACUGUGAACAUUGUGAAGAAUAAGAAGAUAGAAGAGGUGAUCAGACUACAAAACUGGUAUCCUCGCAAUAUCUGUAGUACCUCCUCUGGUGACCUCCUGGUUAUCAUGGACAGUAAUGAUUACAAACAAACAAAAGUUGUCCGUUACUCUGGCUCCACAGAGAAACAAACCAUUCAAUUUGAUGAUAAACAUAACCCUCUCUAUCCGUCUAGUAGUACAUGUAUGUAUAUAACUGAGAACAGGAACCUGGAUAUCUGUGUGUCUGACAGUGGAGCUAAAGCAGUAGUGGUGGUCAAUCAGGCCGGGAAACUGAGAUUCAGGUACACUGGACAUACUCCUGCUCCAAAGAACCAACCAUUCAAUCCACUAGGAAUCACCACAGACAGUCAAAGUCACAUCCUUACAGCUGAUUAUAACAAUGACUGUGUCCACAUCAUAGAUCAGGAUGGACAGUUCCUCAGUUACAUAGACUGUGGACUGAGUCAACCCUGGGGACUGUGUACAGAUACAAAUGACAAUCUGUUUGUUGCUCAAUUAGGAAACAGAAAAAUGAAGAAAAUCAAAUAUCUGCAGUGAGAUACAACACUGUGUAUAUUCAGGAUAUAA
Messenger RNA from Saccostrea cuccullata (small rock oyster), 1872 nucleotides. RefSeq names its product E3 ubiquitin-protein ligase TRIM71-like. NCBI's taxonomy places the organism in Eukaryota, Metazoa, Mollusca, Bivalvia, Ostreida, Ostreidae. The transcript is spliced from 2 exons. Gene Ontology annotation, molecular function: zinc ion binding; protein binding. The record is from RefSeq and is a predicted model, not a curated record. Bases 118 to 1842 code for a protein of 574 amino acids.